Molecule: messenger RNA, 1608 nt
Organism: Penicillium subrubescens
Lineage: Eukaryota; Fungi; Ascomycota; Eurotiomycetes; Eurotiales; Aspergillaceae
Product: glycoside hydrolase family 125 protein
Exons: 3
Coding region: 1-1608 (535 amino acids)
Biological process (GO): carbohydrate metabolic process
Source: RefSeq, a predicted model, not a curated record
AUGCCACUCUCAACACUUCUACUGGGUGGGCUAUUAGCCCUACAGGCACAUGCCCUGCCUGGACGCGACAACCCCGCGAUCCUUCGACGAGCGUGUCCUGACUACACUUCGUACGCCUCGACGCCGCAUGGUCCUUAUAGUGGCGGUCCCUUGAAUCUCCCCUACCAGCGCCCCGCCGAAGCUUGUCGCACCUUCUCGUCCCCGUCUGUAGAGAAGGUUAUCGAGGACGUGACUUCGCGUCUGGUUGACAAGGACCUUGCGCAGCUGUUCCGCAACGCGUUCCCAAACACCCUGGAUACGACCAUCAGGUGGCAUCAAAACGGUACCACAGCAGCAUCCAAACGUCAAAGCAGGCGUGACACGGCUCAGUGGACCGGCGCGCAGACCUUUAUUGUCACGGGUGACAUUAACGCGGAGUGGUUGCGUGACUCGACCAACCAGCUUACCAACUAUCAGGCGCUAGCCAAGAAGGACAAGAGCUUGUAUAAUUUGAUUCUAGGUGCAAUCAAUACUCAGGCGGAGUUUGUCAUUCAGUCGCCCUACUGCAAUGCUUUCCAGCCACCUUCUGCCAGUGGCAUCCCGCCAGAAAACAGCACUCAGGUGGAUACCGUCCACCCGGCGUACGAGAAGUCAUUUGUUUUCGAGUGCAAAUAUGAGCUUGACUCUCUUGCUCACUUCCUGCUGCUCGGCACCGAAUUUUAUGAGAACACAGGUUCGACCGAGUUCUUGACCGAUCGCUGGUUCAAAGCGCUGCAAACCGUUCUCGACGUGAUCGAUGCGCAGUCACAGCCUACUUUCAACUCGAAGAAUCAGUUUGUCACCAAUCAGUACACCUUCCAGCGUGAGACCACCAUCGGUACCGAGACGCUGAACUUGCAAGGUGUUGGUAACCCACUCAACAGCGGUACGGGUCUCAUUCGCAGCGCCUUCCGCCCAAGUGACGAUGCCACAAUCCUAGGUUACUUUAUCCCUCCCAAUGCAAUGAUGUCUGUUCAGCUGCGGAAGGUUGCCAAGGUUAUCAACGCUGCCGGCGGCCACGACGACUUGGUCAAUGAGCUGGAACAGCGCGGCAAGAAUCUGGAAAAUGCCGUCAAGGAGCACGCUAUCGUCAACCACCCCAAGUAUGGCGAUGUCUACGCCUUUGAGAUCGACGGAUAUGGCUCUCGCAUCCUUAUGGAUGACGCCAAUAUUCCAUCCCUACUGUCUCUGCCAUACCUUGGUUUCCUCGAUAAGAGCGACAAGGUCUACCAGAACACCCGCAAGAUGAUCACCGAAAAAGCCGGCAAUCCAUACUACCUGGAGGGUCCUGCUUUCCAUGGUAUCGGCGGUCCACAUAUCGGCCUCGAGAAUGCCUGGCCCAUGUCUCUGCUGAUGCAAGCUCUGACCUCCGACGAUGACACCGAGAUCUUGGAUUCCAUCAACCUGGUGCGCGACUCUAGUCUGCUGGGCCUGGUCCAUGAGUCUAUCAACGUUACCAAAAUCAAGACGUACACUCGCCCCUGGUUCGCGUGGGCCAAUUCGGUGUUUGCACAGACGAUUCUUCAGGUUGCAGAAGAGCGGCCCCAUUUGAUUUUCGGAGACAAUGCCAAGCCUUAUACUGUUAAUUAA